Plasmodium berghei ANKA is the source of this 372-nucleotide messenger RNA. Its product is annotated as conserved Plasmodium protein, unknown function. The record is from RefSeq and is a predicted model, not a curated record. Bases 1 to 372 code for a protein of 123 amino acids. The transcript has a single exon. NCBI's taxonomy places the organism in Eukaryota, Apicomplexa, Aconoidasida, Haemosporida, Plasmodiidae.
AUGAAAUCAGCGGAAAAAAAUUUAUGCAAAUAUUUUUGCAGAAAAUGUAAUAACUAUAUUUUUUAUAAUGAGGCAUGUGAAUUAAUAUUUAAAAAGAUAUACCCACAAUAUAAUAAAAUAUACUAUAAUAAAAAUGAGUUAAACAAAAAGAGUAAUAAUAAUAUAGGAAAUAAUGACGCAUUUCAGACAGAAAACUUAAAACUCUAUGAUAAUUUGUAUCGACAAAUUUACAGUAAUGGAUUAUGUGGUGUAAAUAAACAAAGAAAUGAUUUUCUAAAAAAAGAUAAUGUUUAUAAUAUGCUUGGUUUUCUUAACAAUGGAGGAAUUAAAUGCACAAAAUGUAACAAAGAUAAUAUUUGGUAUAUGAAAUGA